CGGGAUUGAAGAGACCCAAAAGUGACAAAUUAUAUCGUGAGAGAAGCUUUUGUCAUAUUAUGCCUUCCUAAAUUGUUUAAAUGACAAAGUAUUUUGUCACAAUAGAUAGAAAUAAUCUCACGACGAGCUGACAAAAGGGCAUCUUCGUCAUAAUAUAGUGGUUUUGGCUUUGACAAAAGACAUGUAUUUAAUCAAUUCGUGUAUUGUAAUUUAAAGCAUUGUGUCAAUGUGAAUUUGAAAAAUACAUUGUUUGGAGGUUGAAUGAUUUAGUUAAUUGACCCAAAAGCUGACUUUUUCUUAGGCGGGAUUGAAUCUGUCGGUUACCCAAAAAUUUCAAAGUAUUGUAGCGGCACACUUCUUUUAAAUAUAGGGUUUAAGGUUUUCUUUUCAUCAUAUAACUAAAAAGUAAAAAGAGGUUGGUUGGAGAAAAAAGAAGCGAGAUAUUGAGGCCCUACGCAUCAGUGUGUUCGUCAUGAACGAAGGUGAUCUCUGAGUUUGAAUUUUUUCGUCCUUAUUAUGGUUUCUCACGUUUUAUAAAAUUGGUUGUUCGACUGUGGCUAGUGAGCUGGUUUUAUGAUUUUUUUCGUCCUUAUUAUGGUGCUCGUGAGCGGGUUUUAUGCAUUGUUCAGGAAAUCGUACCGGACAUCAUACCGGAUUACUUUCCGGUAGGGUGUUUUGUGCUACGACCGUGGUUCAGUAGUUUCGUACCGGUAAAUACCGUUUUUGUAAUAAUCAAAUUUUUUUUCCAAAAAACCGUGCCGACAAAAUCAUAGUAUCGUUUCGGAGUAAUACCGGACUGUACCGGAUAAUAAAUACUAAAUACUUUAAAAUAUCAAUAAAUACUAAAAGAUAUCAAUUAAAAUAAUUAAAAAAUAAAACUAUUUCACCCCCACUCCGUCCCAUCCCAAUUUCUCUCCCCAUUCUGUCCCACUCCCAUCCCAAUCUUAUCUUCUCCAUCUUAAUAUUUAAUUCCAACUCUCCUCUCUCUCUUUCUGGUUUGCGAGAAGUUGCAGAGGGAUCUUCCCCAUCUAAUUCUAAUUCCAACUCUCUUCUAUAUCUUUUUUGCGAGUAGUUGAAUGAGGGAUGUGGUCCAUAUUCCUUUACUCGUUUUAUGGAAACUGAAGGUCCCAAACGAAGUCGUUUUAUCAACUAAAGGGGCAAAAUAAAAAAGUGGCGUCUCUGCGUAUGCAUUGCAAAACCCUAUCUUCUCCCACGAAUGCGCCUCAACCCUCCCCUUCGUCUCUUUGUUCACAAGGGCAGGCUGCUCUACGAAUGCAAUCAAGCCGCCACUAUCGGCGAUCCCGCCACCCCACCAUCGGUCGUGACUCGCCAGCUCUACCGUCCACCGCGACCAGAACUGCACCGCGAUGCGAACUCCUCGACGAGCCAAACUCCAGCGCGAGGCUACACCACGAGUCAAACUCCAUGGAGAUCCUUCACCGCCACCCGAGCUGGACUGCGAGCCUCCACCGCAGAUGACUCCUCAAUUUUCUCAUUCAUCCUUUCAAUUUUACUUGUUCCUCUGUUUCUUGUCCAAUAGAUUUUUUUUAGAAAGACAGACGCAACAAGCUUGAGGUUUGUAGCUUUUAAAUGAUUUUACUUGUUCCUCAGUUUCUUGUCAUAAUUUUCUUUUAUUUUAUAGCUUUUAAAUGAUUUAAGUAUUUUGUUUUCUGUGUUGAAGGUAUUGAUGUUGGGCGUCGAUGAGGAUCAACGGGUUGAUUGUUGUGUUGGUGGUGGUGAGGUGGCGAGCGGUGGGGGUUUGAGAUGGCUUGAGGCACGUCUUUGUCCGAUUUGGGUUCAGAAGGCCGAGCGGCGGAGAUGGUCGAUUCGCCUUCCCCUAUAGUUUCUGGGUUUGGGGGUGGUAGUUUAUGGGUGUCAAAGGGUUCUGAUUAUUGGGUUUGGGGGUUUGAUUUGAAAGAAGCUUUGUGGAUUUCUAAGAGGGGCUUUGAUUGGAGAAAGCCGAACCAGAUUGAAAUUAUGAUUUUUUUCUCCUCGAUGGUUUAGUUCUUGGAUUGGAUUGAGGGGUUCUGUUUUUUCAUUUCUGUGGUUCUGAAGAAGAUGUGUUUCUGUGGUUUCUUAAAAAAAAAGAAGUGGAAGAGACAUAGGGAAGUGACUAGAGAUUGAGACCAGAGAAAGAGAGCAGUCGUUGGAAAUUGUAGGUAAAAAGUGGUAAUCAGGGUAAUGUAAAAUAAAUUGUCAUAUAGUACCUACAAAUAAAUUACAUUUCAAUCAUCUAAUUAUCAAAUUGCUAUAAUUAUGUAUAUAUUCUUUAAUAUUCGGGCUAAAUCAGGUGAAAACGAUCCGAUCAUUAACCCUUAACCCGCAUGCUCAAUCGGACCAACGGACUAAACCGGGUUAACAACCUUGCUUGUGACAAAAUGUAGUUGUCACAACAUACAGUUAUGACAAAAUAAAAUCGUGUAAUAUGACGAACAAUUCUCCCAAAAUCACCAGAUUAUGACAACCGCAAUGAUAAAAUAUUUCGUCAUAACAUCUCUGUUUGUCACAAUAGACUACCCAGACCCUCGGCUAUACUGAAAGCAAAUGUGACAACCUUGUUUUAAAAUUUUGUUACAUUUGACCUAUCCUGACGGCGAUCAAAUGACAAACCUUUGUGACAACACCUUUUGUCAUAUUAUGUCAUAUUAUACAUAAUAUGACAAAAUGGGUAUCUAAUAUGACAAAAUUGCCUCGUCGUAAUAGGCCGAAUUUGUUGUAGUGGGAUGAGCCAUGGCGAUAUGGUGUGGCGAAGUAGAACGACAAGCGCUCGAAAAUGCUAGAAUGAGGAAAAAGGAAAAUAACAGUAGAGCUAGGUGUGUGUCAAACACAAAGAAAAAAUGAGAGGAAAAGCUUACCAUAGUGGUAGGAGUUUUCAAUUUUCAUGAGGGAAGAGUAGAAUAAGAUGAAUGAAGUCGAUAUCGCUGAAGACGGGUGAAGCUCAAGCUCUCAAAAUAAGGGGAAACUCAAGGGUGUUUUUAGAAAGGAUUGAAAAUAGUCACCGUCAGUAAGCUCAUACAUCGUGGAUCGGGGGCGUUGCCUCCGAACCCCCAUCGGAGGCCACCUUGCACCCCUAAAUCGAGCGCUUCGCCCCUGGACCCCUACUCGCUGACCAGUUAGAAAGACCAUCGUGACUUCCAAUCGACCGCUAAUAAUUUUUCUUCAAGUCAUAGAGACAUAUCGUGCCAAGCCAAACCCUUCUCCUUGCAUCGUCUCUCACUAUACACAAAGAUCAUGGGAAAACCAGACCUCAAACCCCAACUGAAGGUCAGGCACCUCACUGAAGGAGUGAGGUGUUAGGUGCCCAACUGAAGGUCGGACACCUCGCUGAAGGAGUGAGGUGUCAGGCACCCUAUCAAAGGUCAGGCUCCUCGACAAAGGAGUGAGUCGCCAGGCACCCCACUGAAGGUUAGACGCCUCCCUGAUGGAGUGAGGUGCUAGGCGCCCAACUGAAGGUCAGGAACCUCGAGAAAGGAGCGAGUCGCCAUGCACCUUGUUGAGUUUGGGUCUUAAGGCAAAUAACGACAAAUUGGGUUA
Linum trigynum is the source of this 3534-nucleotide messenger RNA. The record is from the annotation of a GenBank genome assembly. NCBI's taxonomy places the organism in Eukaryota, Viridiplantae, Streptophyta, Magnoliopsida, Malpighiales, Linaceae.